This is a messenger RNA of Hordeum vulgare subsp. vulgare (domesticated barley), 2949 nucleotides long. RefSeq lists its product as uncharacterized. Bases 139 to 2718 code for a protein of 859 amino acids. The transcript has 3 exons. Lineage: Eukaryota; Viridiplantae; Streptophyta; Magnoliopsida; Poales; Poaceae. The record is from RefSeq and is a predicted model, not a curated record.
UGCCUUUCCCUGCACCCACCCCUUUCCUCUCCCCUUCCUUCCUUCGAGUCUACUCCUUCUCCUCUCCCCCCAAAUCACCAAACCCGGUGCGAAAUCGGACGCAGAUUUGCGCCGAGGAAGCGCGUAGACCCCGCGUCCAUGGCCGCCGCCGCGUUCUCCAUCAGGGAGUAUGCGGCGAGCAUGAGGGGCGGGACGGCAGCGGAGGGGCGGCGUCUCUUUGGAAUCGAGGAUCUCCCUCCUCUCAGGGCGCCGAGGUGCCGGUGGUGGGCGGACGAGGUCGCCUCCACCUUGGCAGCUGCAGCUCCUGCGGGGUCCCCGAGGAGGGCGCCAGCGAAGGCCAAGCCGCCGAAGAAGCGAUCCCUUUCGGACCUCUUCGCCGCGUCACCUCCCUUGGCUCUGCCCCCUGCCAGUGAUACCGGAUGCAAAGAGCAAACGGAGGUCGACGGCGACGAGGCCCUGCGCGCGAUCGCGAGGCGGGCCAAGGAGGAGAAGAAGCGAAAGAGGAAACGCCAAGAAGAGGACGAGACGGCGGUAGCGGCUGCCGCGCCGGAGAGCAGCGGAGGCCGAGAGCCCGAGGGGAAUUUCGCUGGCAGAAAGGAAGCACUUGAAAAUCCAGACCUGUUUGCUGGACUGGAUACUCACUCAUCAUGGAAACCUGAGGUUUCACAACAAUACAGAGAAAAGAUAUCUGAGAGAAGGAAGCAGGCGAAGAUCAAUAAUAUAAAUAAGAAGGCUGACACACGAAAGCACAUCGACAACAAUAAAGCCAACAAAGCAGGAAAACCACGAGAUCUGGAAAAUUUUAUCCCUAGGAAUGGCAUUCUGAAGUGCACAAAGCACACAUCAGUGAAAAUGGUCAAAGAGAAACGUGGCAGUUCAGAAGGCAAGGAAGUAAUAGAACUCUGCUGCAAAUCAGUGAAACGUGUGAAAUUCUCAGAAGCUGAUGCUAUACUUGAGCUACCAGAACGAGAAAGUCUUUGCAAGAUGUUUUCAGAUGCUAUGGCUUCUUCAUCGUCGUCCUCGUCAUCAUCAUCGUCAUUCACGUCCACCGAAGGAGACAAAUGCAUAACUACAGAAAGUGGUAGUUCUCAUAUGCCCAUGGAAGCUUUUACUAAGGCGAAAGAAGCAAAUAAGAAUUCAGAUCAUGAGGAUUCUGCUGACAAAUGCAUAAGUGCAGAAACUGGUACUUCUCAUAUUCCCAUGGAAGCUUUCACUAAGACGAUAGAAGCGAAUAAGAAUUAUGAUCAUGAGGAUUCUACUGAGCCUGGUAACAGAGAGAUGUCCCCUCCUUUGAUUGAUCUGAAUAUGGCACUACCGGAAUCUACUGAAUUGGACCAUAGGUAUGAUUCAUAUUCAGUGGUGCUAAAUCUGGAGCAUACACAUGAGGAAACUUUAAGUUCUGUUGUCGAAUUGCUUGAUGGGAGAGAAAACCGGAUGAAUUUUUCUGUUGAUUCACAGAGACUGGAAAGCGAAGAAUCUACUGCUGACUUGGAAAUAAUAACGAAUUCAAGUUCAGCAAGCACAUUUUUGCAUGGUGAGGCGAUAAAAGUUUCUGAUGUAAAUGCUGCUGGUCCUCCAUUGAGCUUAACUGAACUUGCUGAGACUCAUCGUGGUUGCAGUAAUGUUUCAGUAAAAGAUACUAUGACUAUGAGUACGACUCCUUGUGCAUUGCCAGAUCAUACAUUUCAGGAUUCAUUUCGGCAGCAGCAGGGUUGGUUCUCCACCAGCGACAAAUUUUCUUCCUGGCCAUCUCAUGAAUCUAAUGUGUCGCACAGCAAGGAGUUAAAUUUUCAUGCUGAGUUGCACGUGCCUCAUGAGAAUGGACCUUCCACAGGACAGACAGUUCGUUUGAUGGGUAAAGAUCUGCCAGUUUGCACGACCAGAUUUUUCGAGACUGCACAGAAGCAUACAGGUACUUUCACCAGUGAUUAUCUGAACUUAAAUGUGUUCUUGCCACAGCAAGGACAGCCUUUUCUCUCUUUACAAGGUCAGAAUUUCCCCAGUGAUACAGUAAAUUCUACCAGUACAAUUCAUGCUUCAACAUACCAUGCAAGUACAAGUCAGGCACGGACUACACAUGAUUACAGCCACCCUUUCCCGGCAACUAAUGUACUUUCUGGAGAUCAGUUGCCAUACGAAGACAGGUUUGUUGAUUUUUCAAACUCGCAGACCAAUUGGUCUUUUCAACUGGGGUGCCCACCUCCUCCCAAACGUGGCAGUGCAGCAUUCGAACAGAAUUCCCCGUCGCGCCGUUAUUAUUCUGAUCCUAUCACUAUUACAGAACCACCCACAGCACCACCUUUGCCUACAACCAGACAGCACGGCACACCGUCUUCAGGUUUCCAUGCCAAUUUGCCUCAGCCACAUGUUGUGCAUCCUGUAAGCUCGUCAGUUUGUCAUCUUAAUUCUGUGGGUUUUACAUUCAACCAUCCAGACCGGGUAGUCCAAGCACCUUCCAACAGCAUAAGAGAUGCGACCUUUUCAGCCAGAACAACAGAUAACAGAGUGGGGAGUGCAGUUCUUGGCAAUUCCAGUGCUUCACCUAGUGGUCGGUAUGUGCAGAUGAGAUCAGGCCCAGUGAAGCUCACUCCUGGGGUAAGGCAUGUACUGGUGCCAAACGAUGGGACAGGUGAUGACGAUUCCGCGCCUGUGUACUCCUGUGUUCCGUUGGGAAGUAGGAGCACAAAUGGUGCAGGUUCUCGGAACAAAGGAGCAUGAUACUCUUAGUGGAACUUUCGCUUGGUUGCAGUUGCAUGAAUCUAUAAAACACCGGCACUGUUUUUAUUCAAUUUCAUUCAUUUAGUUGGAACCUUUUGAAAAAUGUUUGUUACAUUUUGUUGUUGUAACAGCUUUGUUUGCUUCGUUUGUAGUUAUUUCGUCAGCUGAACCUGAAUCCAUGGUUGGUAUAACCAAAGACAUGUUCUCUGCUGGAGUAUUUCUGUAUUGUUA